AUGUGCGUGCGAAACUUGGCCCGACCAUGGCUGUUGGCGGUUGCCUUUCCCGCCUUUGCCAUUGUGGCAGCGUCCAACACAGAGAUGCAGCUCGCUAUCUACUCCCGCAAUGCAACGGCAGUCAAAGAGCUGCUUGCCUCUGGGCAGACAGACAUCCGCACCUGGCGGAACCCGGAGUAUCACACAACUUUUGUGAUUGAUGCGGCUGUCAUUCCAAACAACACGGAAGUUCUCCGAUUGUUGCUCGAAGAAUGGCCGGAAGGAGCCUCUGCUACGGAACCCACCUACGGCUCAACACCGUUGAUCGCUACAUGCAGCUUUGGCACUUUUGAAAACGCGAAGGUGCUUGUGGAGAUGUGGCCGGAAGGAGUUCAGGCUGUCGAUCGGCUCGGCAAGACAGCCCUGCAUGUUGCCGCGGAGUUCGGCCAUCUGCACAUUCUUCAGCUUUUGCUCGGACAAUGGCCGGAAGGGUUGCACUUCGAGGACGACAUCGGCCGAACGCCCAUGAACUUUGCAGCAUGCAGCACGGUUCUUUGGCUUGGCUGCGACGAGACAAUGGUGCUGCCUCUGCCUUGGAAGGAGGCAUGGAAGGACGUAGCCCUGAACCUGGACUGCAAGCACUUGGACAAGCUUUCCAAGCCGAACCUGGAGCUGUGGCUCCAGUGCGGUGGGGACCUUCGGGUUCAACCUUUUGGGACGCCGCUCUUGGUCCACGUGAAGAACGAGGAGGCGAAGGACUUCUUGAAGGAGCGCAUGGCAUCGGGGUUGCUGGAGAAGAUCGUGGGAGACUGGCGCACCUGGGCAGCUCUGGGCACUGCGCUCCUUGCCUCUUUGGCAGUUGCUGGCCUGGAGCAGUUGUGUGCAAGAUGUUUUAGGCGAAAGCAGGGCGCGGCCGAGCGCAACCCCUUUGAGCUGGGCGCCCACGUGUUGGUGUGCAGGGCUUUGAAACGCCCGAAUGUGGCGCUUCGGAGGGCCUGGCGUUACCUUGAGAUUUACAUCUUCGUGGCAUUCGUGGCCGCCCAUCCACUUGUUGUAUAUUGGGCGACAUGGUUGCCGCUAGUGGCCGUGCUCUACAUCGUCCCCGGCAUCGUCGCCUUUGGUCCGACGGCCGUUAUCAGCAGCCCGGUUCUGGUCCUCACCACAAGCAAUCUGGCCAGCUAUGUGUUCGGCCUCCUGCGGUUGAUCGUCUUGGAGAGUCUUGCCCAUCUUGUGGAAAGCUAUCAGCUUAGCCGUUGGUUCCGGGCUGGUGACUUUCUUGAGGUGCGUCCAGUGGAUGCCUCCUAUUGGCUAUCAUGGUUGGUUGACCCGGAGUUUGUCACAUGGGUUGUGCAAAAACCGUGGGGGAUUUGGCAGGAAACCAACUUGCAGGACACCUUGCCGUGGGCACCAUCGGUGAGGGCCAGUGACUUUUUCGAAGCGCUCAAAAUUACCUUUGACGUUCUUUCGUGGCUGUAUGGGUCGUGCUUGCUGCUGGCAAUUCUGCACAGCUUAGGGAGGCGUCAUGCAACUCGAUGCUGUGGAGUCUUGGGCAGCAGGGGGCAAGAUGAGGCUCAGCUUGCAUGUCAAGACAUCCUUCGAAAGAAAUCCGAGGAGUUUUGCACGGUGAGCCCCAAGAUCAAACCAGUAGUGGGCUUUGGCUGGCCUUGGCGAGAUCCUGGCAUUUAUCCCAGAGUCGGACUCGUGUUGCUGGACAUCGUCCUCGACAUCAACACUGUCACUACAUUCCUCUCUGACCAGCGAUUCGUCUUUGCCGGGGUCAUGGCCUUCGUCAUAACACGAAGUCUGGUGAAGCAGAUGUGCAUUCUCAGGCCAUGGCAUCUCCGAAAGGCAAUCAAUGCCAGCAUCCAAAGAGGAAUUAUGCAGCAAGACCUCCUUGACUUCCUCAUGGAGGAAAAAGGUUCCGAGGCUAUUGGAGCUGCCUGGCUCACCGCUUGGUCGCUCUUUCUAUCAGCCUCCACAGCCUUUCAGAUGCUUGUGCAGCUGAUCAGCUUCUAUCUGAGCAUGCUUGGAGUUGCAGGCUACCUAGUCCAGGUGUGUGAUUGGGGGACCCCUUCCGUUCCUGUGCAUCUCGAGGAUGAUCCCAAAGAAGCAGCUGCUCCGUCGCCCGAUGAGGACCCCGAAAAGGCGGCUGCUGCAUCGCCCGAUGAGGACAAGGACAUGGUUGAGGUCUACUUCUGA
This is a messenger RNA of Symbiodinium natans, 2178 nucleotides long. Lineage: Eukaryota; Dinophyceae; Suessiales; Symbiodiniaceae. The record is from the annotation of a GenBank genome assembly.